This is a messenger RNA of Hemisphaericaspora subhashii, 1293 nucleotides long. RefSeq names its product Fgr3p (gene FGR3). Gene Ontology annotation, biological process: protein sumoylation. NCBI's taxonomy places the organism in Eukaryota, Fungi, Ascomycota, Pichiomycetes, Serinales, Debaryomycetaceae. The transcript has a single exon. Bases 1 to 1293 code for a protein of 430 amino acids. Gene Ontology annotation, molecular function: zinc ion binding; SUMO ligase activity. The record is from RefSeq and is a predicted model, not a curated record.
AUGCUGCCAAAAAUAAUAAUAAAGGGACCAACACCACCUUCUAAUAGAGUCACAAUAACAACCGAGAAAAAUAAGAGAUCAAUCACUAAGUAUAAUGUUACUUUCAGAUUACCUAAACAUUUAUUAUCUUCAUUGGAUUAUCCCUUCGGUAAUGGCGAGGUACAACAGGAAGCGACACCAGAAAGUCUGAGUAAAUGCCUGAGUAUUUCUUCUGAUGGACUUUCGGAAUUAGAUGAAGAAUUGAAUAAUAUGUUAAUGAAGGAAAAUAAUACGACAUUGCCUUCGACUCCUGUUUCUCCUGAUAAGAAUAAGAACCCAGAUAAAAAGGUUGGAGUAACCAAGAGAAAACAGAAACCUAGUGCUGAUUAUAAGAAAAUUCCUAAGAAUAUCCUACCGAUGAUUGAAGAAGAAUUACGAAAAUUAGAAACAGAUGACGAGUUUGCAAUGGUCGAUAGGAUAGUAUUCACAUUAAAAGACCCAUUGGGAGGGAUUAAAAUAAAACUACCGGUAAAAUCAGACCUAUGUAUCCAUUUCGAAUGUUUUGAUUAUGAAAAUUUUUGUAUGUUUAAUAAAAUCACUACAUCAACUAAAGAACUAACCAAACGGAACUUGAUUAAAAGAAAUAUCGACAAACUACAAUUGAAAAAACGACAGCAACAACAAAAGCAACAACAACAACAAAGGCAACCAUAUGUCCAAGUCAUAGAUAAACCAGCAUCAAAACAAAUGACCUCAAAAUUCGUGGCGCCCCCAGUAUAUAAUUGUCCCAUGUAUAAUUGUCCAAUCUGUGAUAUCAAAUUUCCAUUAACAGCAUUAACAAUCAGUGAUUCAUAUAAUUAUUUCGUGAAAAACACCCCUCAAGAAACCGAAAGAAUAGAGCUAUUAGGAAUGGAGAAAUAUCGACUAGUUGAUGAUCGAUUAUCUAUCCCAGCCCACGCAUCUACCGAAGAAUUAGGCGAUGGUGAUGAUGGUGCAUUUGUGGUGCUAUCGUCGGAUGAUGAACAGGAUGAGAAGAUAAAACAAGAAGCAUCUGUCGCGGCGGCAGCAAUACCACCACCAGGCCGGCGGUAUGGAACAUAUCUCAAUGCACCGGAUGUUAACCAAUUACCGCCUCAGAUUGCGGGGAUGAUGGGGCCGAUACCGAAUUUUCUUGUCCAGUAUCGGAAUGGACAGGCUCAAUAUAUACCGAUCAUACCGAAUAAUAAUUAUAAUGGUAAUAUGUAUGGAAAUGGGGCAAUGGUGGAGGAGGGUAGUGGGAAUGGGACGCAGGAUGAUCCGAUUACACUUGAUUGA